AUGGCCACUACCGAAAUGCAGUCCUUCUAUACCCCCUCGACCUCUACGCAUAUCUCCUCCCACGCCCCGGCUGCCGUUGACGAACUGAUCAAUAAAUACUCCUCGACCAUGUCGACUACUACCAGCGCACCUCCCGCAUCGCAGCCCCGUCGAGGCCUGUUGGGUCGUGCCGUCGAUCGCAUCCACCUAGAAUAUUACCGGUACGAGGUGACUUUCGGGAUCUACGUCCUGACACCCGGCGAGAAACUUGCCGCCAACACUUUUGUUAUGGUAUUCAUGACUCUUCUUCUCUGGGCAUUACUCCUCUACUUCCCUGCAUUGCUCUACAACAAGCUCAGUCGUCUCGUGUGGCUAUUGACGGGCCACAGCGGCGAGGAGAUGGGGGCCGUUCUGGGCAUCCUCGAUACGCGUACUGGUGCCACAUCGCCGGCGUUUUCGAGCCCGACUUCUUAA
Messenger RNA from Aspergillus ruber CBS 135680, 453 nucleotides. Its product is annotated as serine palmitoyltransferase small subunit family protein. NCBI's taxonomy places the organism in Eukaryota, Fungi, Ascomycota, Eurotiomycetes, Eurotiales, Aspergillaceae. The transcript has a single exon. The coding region runs from base 1 to 453 and encodes 150 amino acids. The record is from RefSeq and is a predicted model, not a curated record.